Messenger RNA from Beta vulgaris subsp. vulgaris (sugar beet), 988 nucleotides. RefSeq names its product iron-sulfur cluster assembly protein 1. NCBI's taxonomy places the organism in Eukaryota, Viridiplantae, Streptophyta, Magnoliopsida, Caryophyllales, Amaranthaceae. Gene Ontology annotation, cellular component: mitochondrial matrix; cytoplasm. The record is from RefSeq and is a predicted model, not a curated record. Bases 146 to 664 code for a protein of 172 amino acids. The transcript is spliced from 3 exons. Gene Ontology annotation, biological process: iron-sulfur cluster assembly; intracellular iron ion homeostasis. Gene Ontology annotation, molecular function: ferrous iron binding; 2 iron, 2 sulfur cluster binding.
CCACAAAACCGACUCACAAAUCUCUGAUUUAUUAUAACCACCCGAAACCCCAACCUCCCUCUUUCUUGGAACGUUCAAUCCAAAAAUCCAACACAAAACCCUAAAUCACAACAAACACCAAAUUCUCUCUUUCAAACACAACAAUAUGCUGCGUCAAUGCUGCAAAUCUUUUUUAGGGCACACCCAGCUGCAAUCGCAAUUACGCGGGGCACCUGUGAGCCUCACGCGCCACUACCAUGAAAGAGUUGUCGAUCACUACAAUAACCCUAGAAAUGUGGGUUCUUUCGAUAAGAACGACCCGGAUGUGGGAACGGGUCUUGUGGGUGCUCCGGCAUGUGGAGAUGUUAUGAAGCUUCAAAUUCGGGUCGAUGAUAAAACGGGAAAGAUUGUUGAUGCUCGUUUUAAGACUUUUGGUUGUGGGUCUGCUAUUGCUUCUUCUUCUGUUGCUACUGAGUGGGUCAAAGGGAAACAAAUGGAAGAUGUGGUGUCCAUAAAAAAUACGGAAAUUGCAAAACAUUUGUCACUCCCACCAGUGAAACUGCAUUGCAGUAUGCUUGCUGAGGAUGCAAUCAAAGCAGCUGUGAAAGACUAUGAAGCAAAGCGUGCAAAACAAAAUGGUAGCAGCGCGGAGGCUGCAUCCAGUGAGAAGGUUGCUGAUGCAUGAAGUGGACGCACUUAUCUGGUCGCUGAUGUUGCAGACUGAAAUUAGCGGUAGCUUUACUGCUAGUGUAUGAUCCCAUCUUGUAUAAAUAAAUGGUUGCACCAGCAUAGCAUCACUUGGUUUUUUUUUUUUUUUUUUUUUGGGUGAACAUUUGGGUUUUGCUUUAGGCAAAGUUAUCUUAAACUAGGUUUAUCUUACCUCAGUUUAUGUAUAUUAAUUUUGCACGUGGACUAUAAUUUCAGUAGUUUAUUCUGUCUUCAGAUGAUGAUGAAGAGAAACAGGUUUCCGAAUUAAUAUGGAGAGGUUGUUGCAUUUGGUGUUUGACUA